This is a messenger RNA of Plasmodium fragile, 2292 nucleotides long. RefSeq lists its product as uncharacterized. Bases 1 to 2292 code for a protein of 763 amino acids. NCBI's taxonomy places the organism in Eukaryota, Apicomplexa, Aconoidasida, Haemosporida, Plasmodiidae. The record is from RefSeq and is a predicted model, not a curated record. The transcript is spliced from 4 exons.
AUGGAGCGGUACAAGGCUUUCCUAAGCGAAAUAAAAAGGGAAAACGAGAAAAUCGGGAAGAAAAUCCUCUUCGUAAAUAACAAAACCAAGUAUAAAGUACUGGAUGGAAAAAUACUUGAAUACAAUAAAUUUUUUGUGAACAGCUAUGAGGUAGAAAAAAGAAACAACGUGUGUAAAUACUACAAGCAUAAAAUAGACGAGAGCAGGAAAAAAAAAAAAGGAAAAAUAAACAGCCAUGGUUUUCCCUUUUUUGAGGUUUACAAAAAUACAAACCCAGCAUUUAAAAAUAAUUUACCACAAUAUAAUCUUCUUCAAAUGAUAAAAAAUUACAAUGAGUUGGAAUUGUUUAAUUUUUGUUCGAGGAGAGGUGUAGAGGUCAAUUUAUUCUCUCCCCUCUUUUCUCAGUUCAUCGAAAUAGUAAUAAAGAAAAAAGACCUGUACAACAUCAACGACCUGUUACUACUGACAGAGCACAUAAAGACAUUAAAUUAUUAUCACCCCUACUUUUGCAAAUUAGUAUGUAGAGAGGUGUGUCUCGAUAUGCACAAAAUUAAGACUGUCCAUCAGAUAACACGUUUUCUUGACUUUCUCAUGUACUUUAAUAUUUUUAAUUAUUAUUAUGUGAAUAAGUUUUACAAAUAUUUAACUCAUUUAAUUACACACCAUAAUAAAUGGACCGUUGUGGUCACUCGAUUAGACUCCUCUUCUGUAGAAGAACCAGUAAUAAAUGAAUCCCACGCGAAUGACACACAUGUGAAUCUGAUCCAAAUACACUCAGACGAUAUUAUCUCCUUAUCUUUGUCCUUUAGAAAAUAUAAAAUGAUCGAUGCAGACUUGCUGCUCCUGUUACUUUACGUGUGUGGUCAUCAGGCAUAUGGCCACUUGAGGAAUGCCCACACAUUAUACCAUCUUACACGAGUUAUCAAAUUUUACACAUUUGUGGACAGGCCCUACUCCUCCAAAUUGUUUCACUACCUUUUUGAGCAAGUCCUGAAGGACACACCAAGGGGGGAUGCCAACUUCGUCCCUCUCCUAAAAUCCUUUUACGCCAUUAGCAAAGAGCUUAGCACAAAAUUGGAUGUGGAUAUGCACAACGCCACGCUGAACAUUUAUGACCACAAGGGGCAAACGGAAGGAGGCCGCUCCGGGGGGGACACCUCUCCCCCGACUUAUGUUCUAUCGGAGUGUAGCGGCGGAAAAAAAAAAAAAAAAAAAAAAACACACACACACGAAAAUGGGAUUAGAAAUGGGAUUGGAAGUGGAAGCGGAAAUGGAAGCGGAAACGACGAACUGGCCAAAGACGACACAAGUGCAAAUGUGCACAGGACAGUUGAACCCGAGAGGGAGAAGAACCCCUUGGCCCCCUUCAACUGCGACGCCAACUCAAAUCUAAAGAAGCUAAAGUUGGACGAUGACAUGUUACUUGUACCCCACGACUACGACUCGCGUCCUUCCGACAAAACCUUCACCGAUCUAGUGGAGACCAUCAAGCACGUCGUGCUGCUCAUCGAGUUGAAACUUCUCUCUGCCUUCCCCUUUGUGUGUGAAAAGAGCCCAGCCCAAAUCGAGUUCAUGAAACGGGUGAACUUCCAAGCGGACCGCGACAAAAACGUCCACAAGUACAAUGCGCAAAAUGUCAGCCGGGAGCAGCGCGCGCUCGUGGACCGGCUAAUGCGAAGGAGUCAUCAGGGGACGCAGCAGAGGGAGGAGCAGCAGCGGGAACGCCCCUUUGACGACUCCAAUCUGAGCUUCCUGUUUUACGAAAACUAUUGCGACGCGCCAGGAACCGUCACGAUGGGUGAUAUAAACGAGUUCAUUAAAUCUAAGCCAGACGUCAAAUUCAACCUCACAGAUGGCACCUAUUUCGCUCACAUAUUUUCUCACCUCUGCCAGGUCCAGCUGCGUGAAGCGGAAGAGCGCAUUCUGAAGGAGAGCUUCCAAGCCCUGCCGCUCUGGGCAAACAGCCUAGUGCGCCUCGACGUGAACAACGUGGCUGACUUGUUCUACGCCCUCACCAUUUUUCAAGUUAUUCAGGGAUGCCACAACGGAAGAAUCACCAAAAACAAAUACGGCUACUCCAAAAAGGAGAGCCACACCGAAAAUGACGCCCUCUACAAAAUCCUGUCUCAAAUUUUAAUAAAAAAAAUUAUUAACAUAAAAUGUGAACGUCUUUACAAGGUCAUUUUGUCCUGCGCAAAUACGGCCUACUCGGACGUGUACUUGAAUCACUUUUUAAAAAAAUUCAAUCGGCAUGUUAAGUUUGGAAAAAUGCGCAAGUACGUUAACUGUUAA